GGGAUGCUCAUGUGCCCAGACCAGUGACGUGAGUUGGGCCGCUUUACCUUCUUAUAUUGGCUGCACACCUGUAUGCAGAAUCCACAAUACCCAUCAUGUCCUCCCAGUUCUACGACGAUAUCCCGGACGAUGAACAGCUCAUUGAGUGGAUAAGGGCCCAGCAACUUUUCCAUGUCGCUACUGCUCCCUUGCACGGUGGACACGUCAAUGUCUCGCCGAAAGGACAGCCUACCUUCAAGCUAGUCAGUAGGAAGGCGGUUUGGUACCUUGACCUCACAGGCUCUGGCAAUGAGACUAUAUCCCAUCUCUAUGAACCAGGAAACGGGAGAAUGACGAUGAUUUUUGAGGCCUUCGAAGGCCCGCCACGAAUCUUGCGGCUGUUUGGUCAUGGCAAGGUUAUUGAGCGCGGCACUCCUGAAUUCGACCAGCUUCUGCAGAGCAAGCUGGGCGCGUACGACUGGCCUACACCCGAGGUCCAGCCUGGCGCACGCGCUAUCAUCUGGCUCGAAAUCGACAAGGUCGGGAUCUCCCGCGGGUCCGCCGUCCCUAUCUACAAAUUCGAGGGACACCGUGAUGUGCUGAAGAACUGGUCUGAAAAAGCGGAGAAGACCGAUAGCGAGCAUGAAGACCCAUUCACCCUCCCGCCGUUGAGGGGUCUCAAGAGCUUCUGGCUGCACAACAAUUCCUGGUCAAUGGACGGCCUACCUGGGUACAGGCCGGUAUCUCACAAAGCGGACGAGAGCUUCGUACGCAAAGCGAUGUCCGACGUAGGAUUGAACUACGACACAGCCCAUGUCACACGUCAGAGGAUGUCGGAUUGGUGGCUCGCUCUCUCUGUUGGUGUCGGACUUGGCAUCGUGUUGACUACGGCGAUUACACCAGUUACAAAGGAGCUUUUACACCUAUAGUUAUUAACGUGUACAUAAAAUGCGACUUCGUUCUGCUACGCAAAAUGUAUUCUUUCCUGUGGCUUUUUCUCCCAGCUACGG
This is a messenger RNA of Phanerochaete carnosa HHB-10118-sp, 989 nucleotides long. RefSeq lists its product as uncharacterized. The transcript is spliced from 5 exons. Lineage: Eukaryota; Fungi; Basidiomycota; Agaricomycetes; Polyporales; Phanerochaetaceae. Bases 96 to 908 code for a protein of 270 amino acids. The record is from RefSeq and is a predicted model, not a curated record.